AUGGCGACCACCGCAGCGCUCUCCUUCCUCUUCCUCUUCCUCACGCUGGCAUCGGUUCUUUUGCUCCUCAGGUUGCUCCGGAGGCUCCGGAACAAGAAGCAGCAGCUGCAGCGCCGCGGCCUCCGCCUCCCGCCGAGCCCGCCGUCCCUCCCCGUCAUCGGCCACCUCCACCUCUUCAAGAAGCCGCUCCACCGCGCGCUCUCCGCUCUCGCGGCGGCGCACGGGCCGGUGCUCCUCCUCCGCUUCGGCUCCCGCCGCGUCAUCCACGUCGCGGACCCCGCCGUCGCCGAGGAGUGCCUGACCGACCACGACGUCACCUUCGCCAACCGCCCGCAGCUCCCCUCCGCGCGCCACCUCUCCAACGGGUUCACCACGCUGGGGUCCUCCAGCUACGGGCCCAACUGGCGGAACCUCCGCCGCAUCGCCACCGUCGAGGUGUUCUCGGCGCACCGCCUCCUCCGCUCCGCCGACGUCCGCGCCGGCGAGGUCCGGCACAUGGCGCGGCGACUCUUCCAGGCCGCCGCCGCGGCGUCGUCGGGGCCCUCCAAUCCCUCGCGCGCCGACGUGAAGGCGCGCGCGUUCGAGCUCGCGCUGAACGUCGUGGCACGGAUGGUCGCCGGGAAGCGUACUUCGCGAUGCACGGCGUCCAACCUGCAGGACUUCGUGCCCGUGCUGGGCCUCGUUGACAUCGGCGGCGCCAGGCGGCGGGCGGUGAGGCUGUCGAGGACGCGCAACGCGUGGGCGCAGAGGCUCAUCGACGAGCACCGGCACCGGCACCGCGCCGGCGCCGCGACGGAGGCGAGGACGAUGGUUGGGGACUUGCUGGAGAUGCAGGCGUCGGAGCCAGAGGCGUACAGCGACAAGGUCAUCAGAGCUCUGUGCCUGUCCAUCUUGCAGACCGGAACGGACACUUCCUCGAGCAGCAUAGAGUGGGCCAUGGCGCUGCUGCUCAACCACCCGUCGGCGAUGGCGAAGGCCAGGGAAGAGAUCGACGAGGUCGUCGGCACGGGCCGCCUCCUGGAGGAGGCCGACCUGCCCAACCUCCCCUACCUCCAGUGCGUCAUCAGGGAGACCCUCCGGCUGCACCCGGUCGCCCCGCUGCUGGCGCCGCACGAGUCCUCCGCCGACUGCUCCGUCGGCGCCGGCGCCGGCGGCCGCCGCUACGACGUCCCGGCGGGCACCAUGCUGCUGGUGAACGUGCACGCCAUGCACAGGGACGGGCGCACGUGGGGCCCGGAGGCGGAGAGGUUCUCGCCGGAGAGGUUCGAAGGCGGGAGGAGCGACGGGAAGUGGAUGCUCCCGUUCGGGAUGGGCCGGCGGCGGUGCCCCGGCGAGGGCCUCGCCGUGAAGGUCGUCGGCCUCGCGCUCGGCACGCUCGUGCAUUGCUUCCAUUGGAGCAGGGUUGGUGACGAGGAGGUUGACAUGGCUGAAGGGUCCGGGCUGACCAUGCCCAAGGCUGUUCCGUUGGAGGCAUUGUAUUGGCCUCGUCCAGAGAUGGCUCCAACCCUAAGGGCACUGUAG
Oryza brachyantha (malo sina) is the source of this 1521-nucleotide messenger RNA. Its product is annotated as cytochrome P450 81Q32-like. The transcript is spliced from 3 exons. The coding region runs from base 1 to 1521 and encodes 506 amino acids. The record is from RefSeq and is a predicted model, not a curated record. Gene Ontology annotation, molecular function: iron ion binding; monooxygenase activity; heme binding. NCBI's taxonomy places the organism in Eukaryota, Viridiplantae, Streptophyta, Magnoliopsida, Poales, Poaceae.